Saprolegnia parasitica CBS 223.65 is the source of this 564-nucleotide messenger RNA. RefSeq lists its product as hypothetical. The record is from RefSeq and is a predicted model, not a curated record. The transcript is spliced from 2 exons. Lineage: Eukaryota; Oomycota; Saprolegniomycetes; Saprolegniales; Saprolegniaceae. The coding region runs from base 1 to 564 and encodes 187 amino acids.
AUGUGGGCAACCAUAGUGGAUGGGCAGCCGCUCGUCUUGGCCUUAGCGGGUCCAUUGACACAGCUCCUUCCCGGCGUCCUUGACGCGGAGCUGCAAUUCGACGCGAGGAAUCGCGAAGAACCCGAGACGCGCUUCUGGGCCGACGCCUUCGGCAGCGUCUCCCACCGUCACCGAGCUUUGCAGCGCCAACGUGGGGGACUGGACAUGAACGCUGCGUGCCGCAGUCAUCGCCAGCUCCUCCGUCGCCUCAUCGACCAGAAGCGGGUCUUCGACUUUGGCUACAUCGAUCAGUAUCAACGCGACGGUAUGGCGAUGAAUGUAGCUGCCAAGGACGGUCACCUCGAGGUCCUCCAGCGGCUCCACGAUGGCGGUGCCGCGUCGUGUACGACCGCUGCCAUGGACGAGGCCGCUGUCAACGGGCAUCUCCACGUCAUCCAGUGGCUGGAGCAGCACCGCACCGAUAGUACUGUAGCAUCCACACAGGCCACCGAGACACCCUGCUCGAUUGCACGCUACCAAAUCGAACCCGACAAUCGAUCGCAGAGAUCCACCUACUGCGCCUAG